AUGGCUGGACAUAAACAUAAAGAUGGAAUUGAUGAUAUAUCCUGGUUCGAUAAUCUUUUAUUGGAAGUGAAAAAAGUAGCCGAACCAAUAUUCAAAGAAAAUAAAGAUGAUUUUUUGAAGAACAUGCUUGAAACUUUGUCCAAGGAUUCAUCAGAGUGUGUUCUAAUGAAUCCAAAAGCUCCAUCAAAAUCAAUUGAGACAUCAUGUCAUCACCGUAAAAGAGGCAACAUUUUAUUUAAAAUGAAUAGAUUAGACCAAGCUCUUGAAGAAUACACAAAAAGUGUAGCAUAUGCACCAAGUGGUAGUGAAGAAUGUGCUCUUGCUUUUGCUAAUAGAAGUGCUGUGCUUUUCAAGUGUCAAUUAAUGAGUGACUGUAUAAGUGAUAUUAAAAAUGCUCUUUGUGCUAACUACCCAGAUAAUUUAAAAGCAAAGUUGUAUCACCGUAAAAUGUGUUGCCUCAAAGCAUUGAAUCCAAGAGAUCCAUUGAUAAAUAAAACCUUGGCCAAAGCACGAUCCUUGGUAUCUAAAAUGGACCAGGACAAACAAAAGGCCAUGAUGGAUGUCCUUGACCAUGAAACAAGGAAUUUAAGGUAUCCAAGGGAAAAGAUCAAUUGUCAUAAUUGGAACUUUGAAGAUACAGUGCCAGCAUUCGAUGCAAAUAAUCCAGUUGUACCUGGAUUUUGUGAUGCCAUUGAAAUGAAAUAUUCACCACAAUAUGGAAGGCACAUGGUUGCAACCAGAGACAUUAAACCUGGUGAAUUAUUAGGGUUACAAAAACCAUAUACACGUGUUGUUGCAGAUCACAUGAGAUACAAAUUGUGCUGGCAUUGUAGUAAACAAACAUGGUCAAGUAUACCAUGCAACACAUGUGGUGAAGUUGUAUUUUGUUCAGCUGUGUGUCGUGAUGAGGCACACAAAAAAUACCACUAUAUUGAAUGCUGGUUAAUGACAGCUUUGCUUGCCUAUGAUGGACAUACAGAUAUCAUGGAAAGAUUUAUUUUUCCAUUGAGACUGACAAUAAUGGCAUACAAAGAAGCUGGAAAUUCUAUGAAAGUUUUAAAAAAAAAUCUUGAAACUGUUGAUGCUGAAAAAGAUCCAAUGAAAAAAGGUUUGGUAAAUGGCAAAUUUGAUCCAAGUAAAUUUUCAAGUAUUUAUUGUAUGGAAUCAACACCACGUUCUGAUGAUUUUGAUAUAAUAUUAUUCACAAUUUUACACAGUUUAAUUGGUGGAUUUUUAUUUUGUAUUAAAACUGGUUUACAUAGUACAGAAGAAAAUGUACCAAUAAAGUUGAAUACUUUGAUGAAUGAUAAUUAUAAAUUUAUCAUUGAAUUUAUAUACAAAAAUAUGUGGUUAAUAACAUACAAUUCAUCUGUGGUGCAAUUACCAAAUGGAAGUCAUGAUAUUGCUAUUGAUGUUGGAUCCUUAAUGACACCUGGUGCAUUUUUCAAUCAUUCUUGUGCACCUAUGAUAACACAUGGUAAUUUUGGUGAAUAUUUUACAACAGUAUCAAUAUGUCCAAUUAAAAAAGGUGAACAAAUUUUUGAAAGUUAUGGUCCUAUUCUUCAAGAUGAAAGUAAAGUUGAACGACAAGAUCUUUUAAAGACAUAUAAUUUUACUUGUGAUUGUAAUGCCUGUAAAUAUAAUCUUGAACCAUUAUUUUUGGAUGAUAUACAAUCAAUGGUAACUCCAAAAGAGUUAAGUACAAUUAUGAAAAAAGUUGAACGUUGGAUGGUUAGAGUUGAUCAAGUAACUGAAGAAUUAACAUCAUAUGUUAAAUCAAAUAAUCGUAAAAUGGACUUAUCAAAAGACAUUAAACAAGUCAUUAAAUAUGUUGAACAAGCUUGGUCAAUGUUUCCACAAAAAAAUGCAUUUCCAGUUCUUGAAGCUGUUAACAAAUUGCAAAUUUUACUCACUAUGUUACAGACACCAAUUUUGUGUUUAGAUUAA
Molecule: messenger RNA, 1947 nt
Organism: Aphidius gifuensis
Lineage: Eukaryota; Metazoa; Arthropoda; Insecta; Hymenoptera; Braconidae
Product: SET and MYND domain-containing protein 4-like
Exons: 3
Coding region: 1-1947 (648 amino acids)
Molecular function (GO): protein binding
Source: RefSeq, a predicted model, not a curated record